Dreissena polymorpha is the source of this 1455-nucleotide messenger RNA. RefSeq lists its product as uncharacterized. Bases 1 to 1455 code for a protein of 484 amino acids. The transcript has 5 exons. The record is from RefSeq and is a predicted model, not a curated record. Lineage: Eukaryota; Metazoa; Mollusca; Bivalvia; Myida; Dreissenidae.
AUGUCUGUAACGUAUGGAGUUGAUAAACCUGACACGCUUCUAAACAACAGUAUUGAACAGGGCUCCCGAACAGUAGAGAAUGCCUCCCGAAUAGUGAACAAUGACUCCCGAAUAGUAGAGAAUGAAGCGGUCACGGAUAUUGAGAUAGAGACAGAAGUUAAAGAUGAAUUAACUGAAGUUACAGAGACUGAUUUAGGAGCAAAAAGUGACACAAGUUUUGAUAUUGAUUGUGCCACCCAAACAGACUCGCAUGAGGCGAGUUCCGGAGAAGUCAUCGUCUGGUCAGGAAGAACUGACAACGACCACCGGAAAGGAGUUGCCGUCAUCAUCAGCAAGAGCAAGGCCAACACCGUGCUACAGUGGAAAAAUGUAAACGAGCGCCUGCUGUACGUCAGUAUGAACUCCAAGUACACCAAACUGUCUGUUGUUGUGGGCUACGCACCAAUAGACGACGCGGAAGAAGAGGACAAGGAUGCAUUCUACGACGCCCUUAAAAGUGUGUUAGAGGACAUCCACCAACACGACGUGCUGAUGUUGCUCGGCGACUUCAAUGCUAAGGUUGGCUGCGUCAACGAAGACAGAGAGAGGACCAUGGGACGACAUGGAGUGGGUGUGAUCACCGACAACGGGGAGAGACUCGUCAACUUCUGCCAACAGAACGUCUCGGUCAUAGGAGGGACCUAUGAGGCAGCACUGACCAUCGAAGGCUUCAACAGAUUAAUGAAAGAGACAGGAGAUGACGUUCUAGGCUUCAGAAAGAGCAAGAAGACAGAAUGGAUCUCAGAAAUAACGUCGUCUCGUAUAGAAGAAAGAAGACAGAUCAAAAAGAAACUGUUGGAAAUAAAAAUCCCUAAGACGAAGCUGAAGGGCGAAUACGGCCAUCACCAUGACCUUCCUGUGAGAGCUGAAGACGGAACUUAUGUCGCUGUGGAAGAGGAGAAGCGGAAGAGAUGGAAGCAAUACUUUGAGUCCAUCAUAAACCGCCCAGACCCACCAACCCUAGCCGACAUUUCUGAAGCUGAAGAGGACCUUGACAUCAACCUCGGCAACACCUAUGACAGUGAAGAAGCGCCAAGCGAAUGGAAGACCGGCACCAUCGUCAAACUUCCCAAGAAAGGAGACCUGGGGGACUGUAACAACUGGCGAGGCAUCACUUUACUAUCUCUCACCAGUAGAAUUGUCAGCCGCAUCAUCCUCCAACGCAUCACGACAGCAGUGGAGGGUAUCCUUCGCCAGAAACAAGCAGGCUUCAGGAAAGGCAAGUCUUGCAUCGACUACAUAUUCGUCCGGAGGCAGAUCCUUGAGCAGUCCCAUGAAUGGAAUGAAUCCCUCUACGUGGUUUUUGUGGACUUUGAGAAGGUCUUCGACAGCCUACUCCCUCUGGAGGAUUCUGCGACAUUAUGGCAUCCCUCAGAAACUUGUCAACGUCAUCAGGUCCCUUUACGAAAACAUUGA